Molecule: messenger RNA, 3322 nt
Organism: Austrofundulus limnaeus
Lineage: Eukaryota; Metazoa; Chordata; Actinopteri; Cyprinodontiformes; Rivulidae
Product: galectin-8
Exons: 8
Coding region: 141-1031 (296 amino acids)
Cellular component (GO): cytoplasm
Molecular function (GO): carbohydrate binding
Source: RefSeq, a predicted model, not a curated record
AGUCACGUGGCCUGGCGCAUGCGCAGCUCGUUGAUGGUGAGACCGUCGCAUCGUCGGUUUGUUGUAGCUUAGUUUGGCAGAUAGAGCCGAAUGCCAGUUCUAAUUUAAGCUGCGUGUCGCAGUUUGGGAACAGGAGCCUGAUGUCGGUGGCGAACGCGAAACACACGGUUCUGAACCCGGUGACCCCGUACACUGGACCCAUACCUGGAGGCCUGCACCCGGGGGAGAUCAUCAUCAUCCAGGGGACUGUGCCCCCAGAUGCUGAUAGGUUUCAGGUUGAUCUGUCGAGUGGCUGYAGCACCAAACCUCGCUCYGAUGUCGCGUUCCACUUCAGCCCCCGCUUCAACGACCCUCCCUGUGUGGUGUGCAACACUCUGCAGCGGGAGAGCUGGGGUCGAGAAGAGACGCUCCACCAGCUGCCCUACAAACGAGGCGCCCCCUUUGAGACCAUCAUCCUGGUGCACAAAGACUGCUUCAAGGUGGCAGUAAACGGAACUCACCUGCUGGACUACAAACACAGAGUUCCUCUGAACAGGGUGGACACGUUUUCCAUUUCUGGGAACGUCCAAGUCCACGCUGUUGGCUACAUCCCAAACUCAGCAAUAUAUUCAGAAUCUGGGGACUUGAGUGUUCCUUACAAAGGCAGUAUACUGAAAGGACUGAGCCCAGGACAGCACAUCACAAUAAAAGGGCAGGUCAGCAUGUACCCUCACAGUUUUACUGUAAACCUCUGCAACAGUAAAACGCAGAACAUCGCUCUCCACCUGAACCCUCGAAUGAAGUCGGGCGUGUUCAUCAGGAACUCGUACCUGGAUGAAUCCUGGGGCCAAGAGGAGCGGGAACAACCCGUCUUUCCCUUUUCAUCAGGGGAAUACUUUGAGAUCCUCCUCCUCAUUCAGCCCCACCAGUUCAAGCUGGCUGUGAAUGGAUCCCACUUGUUUGAGUUCCGGCACCGGGUGCAGGACCUGAGCAGCGUCGACCAGCUGGAGAUCAUGGGAGACCUGGAGCUCAUUGAUGUGAAACUGUGGUGACUCUGAGCUCCCAGAAAAACCCAACCUGCUGAAUUAGCYUCUUCAGAGUGAGCCAGACGAUGGGUGCUGGAGAUGUCUGCGCAGACGUCAGGCUUGAGUUUCAGGUCAGGUUAGUAUUUCACUGGAUUUGAAGCUGAUUUAGUGACUGAAGGACUUGAACGAUGUGGUUUGUUUUUGUUGCCUGAAGCAAAGGGCAGAUGCAUGACAGAAAACAUCAAACUGUGAGCCUCCAUGACUCUUUACACCUACAAGUUUGGUGUCCCUGGGUUGUUUACAACGGUUUAUUCGGAGCAUCUUUGCUGGCUUACAGUUUUUGUAAAUAAAACAAUAUACAGAGCUGUGCAAAAAUCUUGAGCCACCCCAUCAUUUCUUUAUAUUAUGCUUCCAAGAAUUUAGACUUUUAUGUAAUCUUUUAAAAUGGUUUUUAUCAACAUUUCUGAAGGUCUUUCAUUUUUUUUCUUUCAGCUUUGGUUGCUUUACUUGUUUGAUAACCAAUACAAACGGGUACUGGGCUCAAUCCCCAGUUUAGACCUGGGGUCUUCUGUGUGGAGUUUACAUGUUCUCCUUGUGCUUGUGUGGGUUUUCUCCGGGUACUCCGGUUUCCCCCACACCUCAAAAACACGUACAAUAGGUUGGCUUCAGGCCUCCCUUGAAAAAGAGAUCUGUGAUCUCAAUAAAUAACGUUAAAAUAAAAUAAAAUAAAAACUCAAGGGAUGAACCUGGUGUUGUUAACACAUCACUGUUUGUUCUAACUUCUGUAGAUGAAUCUGUGGGAAAAAAAUACUAUAAUUUGACACAAAAUGGUACUUUUAGCACACAGUGAUUACCCAAAAAACUAGAAACUGAAAACUUGUCCUCCAGCAGCAGAUCAAAUGAAGGGUGAUGCAGUUUUAAUGUCCUGCAUCAAAUGUUGAAAUCAUUUCUCCCAAUUUUGAACAAAAAGUUCAGAAAAUGUGUUUUUAAAAAAAGCAACCAAAGUCCAAAAAGGUACUUUGAAAGACCUAAAAAAGAUUACACAGAAGUCCAACUUUUAGAAGCAUAAAAUAAAAAAAUUAUUUGCACAUUAUUGUACAGGUAUUUAAUCACUUAUUGGCUACACUUGUAUGUUAAUUAUAAGUGAGUCAGUAAUUAAGUAUCAUUGGAUGAAAGUCCAAUAUGAAAUGUUUGUAUAGUAGAGUUUAAAUUUUUUUGCAUCAUAAACAUAAUUUGUWCUAAUUUUUCCUGAAAUUUAAUUUUGAAAUGUUCACAUCUAGUUUUUUAUUUGUAAGUUUCUCAUGUAAAGUUGCAGCAAAGAUCAAGUACAAUAAUAUUCCAGGACAAUUACAUACCAUAAUACAACAUUUCCAGACGUUCUAUGUAGACAUUUCUCAUCUCAUUGGUUUCCUAGACUGAGGCAGGGAUGGUUAAAAUCAAAAAAAUAAUUCUGGGCUCUGUAUUAGAUAAGAUAUAAUAAAUGUUACUAUAUCCACUGAAAAGUUUUGUAUCCAACUUAUGACUUUAGUUCUGCAUUGCAGCACAAACAUCCUUUUAUAUAAGGGUUAGAUUUUCACUGAGUCUUUUUACGAAACUACUCUGAAUUAUAGAAAAACAAAUUAAGUCUUGAUUUAAACAAAUGGCUCCGCUGCCUGCAGUAAUUCAUCUCAACCACAAGAUGGCAGAAGAAUAAAUAACCUGAGGCACCUCCACAUGACAGAAAUAACUAGAAACUCUGCUGCUUUUAGCACAUCUCUCAAAACUUCAGGGCUUUCAGGACAGUGUUUUGUUUGUGCAUCCAGAAAUCUUCAUUAGGCAGGAUUGUUUUCAAUCUGUUACCAAAGGCAGUGGUCACAAGAUAAACUUUAAAGGAAACAUAGUCUUAUGACUCCCCAAAUCACACAUUAAUCCUUCCAUAGAAAUGCACUGAAAUCGGAUAAAAAGUUGGUGUUUUAUUAAUAUCCACAGGAAAUAUAAUUUGUAGGUGUUGUAAUAACCAUGAUACAACAAAAGUCUUUGAUUUCUCCUUUACAUAGAAAAAAGCAGGAUGAUAUGCAUGAUGCAGGACAUGAAUCAUUGCACUGCUGAGAAUGUCCAAAAAAAGGCAGAGAGAGAGAGAGCCCAGUCAGAAACAGGCAAGUAACCUUAAAACUUUUUCACCCCACAAAAUUCUGUCAAGCCUGCUGCUCAUUAACAAAAAAUGCAGCCUUUCUGACCUGAAAUGGUGACAGUUUAUUUCUGGAAAUGGCUUACAGACGUGGGCACCUCUUGAAAAAGCAAACUCCAUAUUGCAAUUUCCCAGAGCAAAAAAAAAAAAA